AUGUCUGAGCUCAGCAAGAACUUCGAGACCCUUCAGCUUCAUGCUGGACAGGAGGUGGAGCCUACCACCAGAGCAAGAGCUGUGCCCAUUUAUGCCACGACCAGCUAUGUCUUCAACGACUCUGCACAGGGAGCCAGGCUCUUCGGUCUCAAGGAAUUCGGCAACAUCUACAGCCGUAUUAUGAACCCUACCGUCGAUGUCUUCGAAAAACGCAUGGCUGCUCUUGAGGGUGGCGCCGCAGCAGUGGCUGCCGCGUCUGGCCAGGCUGCGCAGUUCAUGACCAUCGCCGCGCUCGCACAGGCCGGCGACAACAUUGUGUCGACCUCCAACCUGUACGGAGGCACAUACAACCAGCUCAAGGUCAUGUUCCCUCGGCUGGGCAUCAAUUGCAAGUUUGUGGACGGCGACGACCCUGAGAAGCUGGCAGCUGCUAUCGACGACAAGACCAAGGCUGUGUACCUGGAGAGCAUCGGUAAUCCUCGGUACAAUGUGCCAGACCUGGAGAAGAUUACCCAGCUGGCGCACGAGAAGGGCGUGCCUGUCGUCGUGGAUAACACCUUCGGAGCUGGCGGUUAUUACAUCAGGCCCAUCGACCAUGGCGCCGACAUCGUCGUGCACUCGGCUACCAAGUGGAUAGGAGGCCACGGAACUACGAUCGGUGGCGUGGUCAUUGACUCGGGCAAGUUCGACUGGGGCAAGAAUGCGAAGCGCUUCCCGCAGAUGGUUGAGCCAUCCGAUGGGUACCACGGCCUCAAGUUCUGGGAGACAUUCGGCCCUAUAACCUUCAUCAUCCGGGCGCGCGUGGAGAUUCUUCGUGACCUCGGGGCGUGCCUCAAUCCUCAUGCCGCACAGCAGCUCCUGCUGGGUAUUGAAACGCUCAGCCUCCGCGCGGAGCGUCAUGCACAGAAUGCACUCAGCUUGGCACGGUAUCUCGAGAAGAGCCCUUACGUGGGCUGGGUCUCGUACCCGGGCCUCGAGGACCAUCCGAGCCAUGAGGUUGCCAAGAAGUACCUGAAGAGAGGCUUCGGUGGUGUCCUCAGCUUCGGUGUGAAAGGAGGCGGCGAAGCAGGCAGCCAGAUCGUGGACGGCUUCAAAAUGAUCUCGAACCUGGCGAACGUUGGUGACUCCAAGACACUCGCCAUCCACCCAUGGACGACGACGCACGAGCAAUUGUCAGAGGAGGAGAGGAAGAGCUCGGGUGUGACCGAGGAUCUCAUCCGAAUCUCCGUGGGUACCGAACAUAUUGACGACAUCAUUGCUGAUUUCGAACAGUCUUUCAAAGCUGCAUCUGCAGCAACGACGAAGGGUGAGGAGGGAAAUCCAGAAGGCAAGGAGAAGGAGGCGGCGCCAACUGUCAUCUGAGAAGGUUUAUAGAAAUGCUAAAGGGAACACUUGUCCUCCUAGCUUUUAUCUUUCCUAUGUAGCAAAAGAAAAGAAUCAACUUGGUCACAUGUGUCCAAUUGGAG
Molecule: messenger RNA, 1466 nt
Organism: Cryphonectria parasitica EP155
Lineage: Eukaryota; Fungi; Ascomycota; Sordariomycetes; Diaporthales; Cryphonectriaceae
Product: O-acetylhomoserine ami
Exons: 6
Coding region: 1-1362 (453 amino acids)
Biological process (GO): transsulfuration
Molecular function (GO): pyridoxal phosphate binding; transferase activity, transferring alkyl or aryl (other than methyl) groups
Source: RefSeq, a predicted model, not a curated record